GAUUUCACAUUACCUCUAAUCUGAUGAGAUAAACUGACCGAAAGUAAUAUUCGAGCUCGGUAAUGAUAAGAAAUGAAUACGCUAAUCUCUGAAGCAUGACGCUGAGAAAUAUCUAUAGCAACCAGCGCCGCUGAAAAUUUUCACUUCCUUGCCACAAAAUUGUUCACUCUCUGUAAUGUUUCCUUUCCCAAAUUUUACGUGGUACCGACUCUUUUUCACCGAAAAUUAUCCAAUCGUUAAAACCAGCAACGAACGCCAAUUUUUAAUUUUAAAAAUUACUUAAAUUCCGAAGUUAAUUCUAUGAGAGGUGUCUUCGAUGAACGUGAUUUCGCCGCUGUUCUUCGGGGCCCGUUUCACCGACGAAAAAAAUGAUAACAGAAAUCCAAUUCCGUCACCUAGGAAACCACAUCUAUUUGAAUCGCUGCUACAAGCAUUCCACGCCGAUGUCGAAGAUGAAAGGAACGGCCGGCUGAUGUGGAUCCGGGGCUUUCGCACCGACAAGAAAAAUGGGAACAAUUCCGCGGAUCUCGAGGAACAUCCAUCCGACACGAUUCUUCCCACUAAUGGAGGAAGUGAGAUCAAUGAGCCAGUUUCUGAACCGGUUGGAUCCACAACUCCGGUCCGCGGAACCGGUUUCACUGACGAGAAGGGGCGGAUUCAACCUGGAGCAUCCAAGCUGGUGCAGAACCCGGAAGAUGUAGAGGGCUCAUCGGUGAGCUUAACAGAGCAAGCUUCAAAACAAGAACCGGUUCUGAAAGAGACGGGUGGAAAGUCGGUCGUUUCAACGUCGAAAAUAGAGGAAUCAGCAUUACCCGAUGAGAUUAUGACUCCCACGGCUGCAAUCCACAAUCUGACGAAGGAGGACUCGUCAAAAAAGGGAUCUUCGAAAGAUAAAUCUCCCAAAAAAGAUUCUUCGAAGGAGGCAUCUUCGAAAAACGAGCCUUCGGAUGAAAAAUCUAAGACAGAGACGCUGAGGAAAAAGUUCUUCGGGAAGAAAGAUGAUUCGGAAGGUAGUGAAAAAUCCUCCGUCUUCUCAAUUUUCUCAUCAAAGGAGAAGGAAAUUCCUCCUUUUUUCAACCAGCUAGGGAGGCAACCCUACGAUCUCUUCCACAAAGGUUUUGCUUCGGACUUGAUGAAACUGGAAUUCGACUCAAAACCAGUGACUGACUCUGAUUUCAAAGCGUGUGGAUUGUGUGGCAUUAACGGGUCAAACAUUUAUGGGUUUGUCGAAGGGAAGAAAACCUUACCUUACCGUGGAGUCGAGGUUGCCGCAAAAAUGAACUCAGACAAAGUGAUGCUCACAGAGGUUACAAUUCCGACCCUCUGGGAGAAAGCGAAGGUGUCCCUUCAGUUCACGAAGCCACCGUCACCGCGCGAUCAGAAUUUCGGGAUCAAGGGCGAGAUGAAAACUGAUCACAUUGCUCUGAAUGGAGAGGCCGAGCUGGUUAAGAUGCCAUUAGUCAAGAUGUCCGCUGUUUUUGGCGCUGGUGGUCUUUAUGGCGGAGCUAAAUCCGGCUACUAUUUUCAGGACCGGCGUUUCGGGCCGAGUCAACUGCUGAUGAGCUGGUCGCGGAACAAGACCCACCUGACCGGCGGCGUGAAAGUGGCCAACAUGGAGCAGCCGCAGUCCUCGCCGAAAACGGUCUCGGGCGCCAUCUGCCGGCAGCUCUCGGAGAAGCUCGUCUCGGGGACUGAGGUGAGCUGGAACGCCACGACGGACGGCCCAGUGGGCAGCGUCGUCCUCAAGUACCAACUCCCCUUCGACGCCUCCCUCCGGGCCAAAGUCGACAGCUUCGCCCGCGUCGGCCUCUGCUACUCCCAAGUCCUCGCCCAGGGCGUCACCCUCCACGCCUCGGUCCUACUUGACGGUGGCAACAUCAGGACCGGUGACCACAAGUUUGGGCUCAGCCUCGAGGUUAACUCAUGAGUCGUGGGUACACUGGUACACUGAAAAGAAAGAUUGGUAGAAUUUACCGUUCCUUAACGCUGUAUUCUACACAGCGUGAAUUCAAAGUCGAUUCUGCCAGAGAAAUGGUUACCUGUACCAGUGUAAAGUAUCGUUUACCUUUAUUCUAAGAAUUGACUCUAAAUUGACGCUGUGUGAAAAACAGCGUGAAGGAAUGGUAAACUCUGCCAAUCUUUUUUUUCAGUGUAUGCUCAAGGAAGAACGCCGUAUAAACACUCUAAUGCUGCCAUAUUUAUCCUGAUAAAAUACAAUUUUUUUUAUGAAACGCA
Bemisia tabaci is the source of this 2235-nucleotide messenger RNA. The record is from RefSeq and is a predicted model, not a curated record. NCBI's taxonomy places the organism in Eukaryota, Metazoa, Arthropoda, Insecta, Hemiptera, Aleyrodidae.